This is a messenger RNA of Erythranthe guttata (spotted monkey flower), 704 nucleotides long. NCBI's taxonomy places the organism in Eukaryota, Viridiplantae, Streptophyta, Magnoliopsida, Lamiales, Phrymaceae. The record is from RefSeq and is a predicted model, not a curated record.
UUAAAUAGUAUACAAUUUCUACAAACUAUCGAAAAUUUUAUUGAAUUGCAGGUUCCCCCAGGAUUAUACGACGAGAGAGGCACCUCUUUGAACAAAAAAAGCGUAUACAUAUCGAAAAACAGUCCACCACAGGUUUGCAAAGCAUACGCCAAACAAUUCAAAGAGGACUUUUCCGUGUUUCUCAAGUCACGCUCCCGAGAACUCGUUCAUGGAGGCCGGAUGGUGCUUGUUUUCACUGUUAGAAAUGGUGCUGACUUUUACAGUAAGGACAACACAUUUUUAUGGGAACUUCUUUAUCAAUCUCUCCGAGCUCUCGUUUCUAAGGUACGUACGUUGUCACCUAUUUUUUUCAUAAGGGUGUUCCAGGGUAUAAUUGAGGAGGAGAAAUUGGAAAGUUUUGAUGUUCACUAUUAUAGGGCAUCCAAGGAAGAAAUAGAAGAUGUAGUAAAAGAAGAGGGUUCCUUCAAAUUAGAGUAUCUUGAGAUGUUCGAAAAGGAGAUGAAUUUGACGAGCAACGUUCCGGUGUUAGCCAAAGCAGUUCGAGCAGUACAAGAACCGAUGGUUUCGCACCAUUUCGGGGAGGCGGUAAUGGACAGCUUAUACGACGAAUAUGGAAGAUUAUUGGAACUGAAGACGGCCAAACAAGAUAUCUGCAAGUUCAUUGACAUUGCUCUUGUUCUUGGUAAAUUAUGAGUGCAAAGGUU